Manis pentadactyla (Chinese pangolin) is the source of this 2503-nucleotide messenger RNA. RefSeq names its product R-spondin 3 (gene RSPO3). The record is from RefSeq and is a predicted model, not a curated record. Lineage: Eukaryota; Metazoa; Chordata; Mammalia; Pholidota; Manidae. Bases 513 to 1508 code for a protein of 331 amino acids. The transcript is spliced from 6 exons.
UCCACCACUGGAGCGUCUCCUGCUCGCGAACGGCAGAAGCAGCUCAGGGUCUCUCCGCCGCCCCUUGGCCAUGGCCGCGCUGCCGACCGCGCCCGCUCCCCUGCGCGCCCGGGGCCCCCGCCGCUGCCGCCGCAGCCGCCGCGCCCUCUGAGCCCGGGGGGCCGCCGCCCGGAUCCCGCCCGCCAGCCGCGCCGCGCACCAUGCUACCUGCGGCCGCCCGGGCGAGGCCGCUCGCUGCUCGUGGAACCCUCGCUCGCGGCGUUGACAGCCACCCUCGCGGAGCCGCCGCAGUUCAGGGCUCGGACAAUCUGAAAGUACAGUAGUUGGUCCCUGUCCUCCAGACCUCUUCGCUUGCCAUCCAGCACGCCUGUCGGAUCGAAGUGGAGAAGUUGUCCGCUGCUUCGGUCCUCACUCUUUUGCUCUCUAACACCUACGUAUAUUUCUAAAACACUCAAUAUAAUUAACAAUCAAAAGAAAAAGGAGAAAAGGAAGGGAAACAUUACUGGGUUACUAUGCACUUGCGACUGAUUUCUUGGUUUUUUAUCAUUUUGAACUUUAUGGAAUACAUCGGCAGCCAAAACGCCUCUCAGGGAAGGCGCCAGCGAAGAAUGCAUCCUAACGUCAGUCAAGGCUGCCAAGGAGGCUGUGCAACGUGUUCAGAUUACAAUGGAUGUUUGUCAUGUAAGCCCAAACUAUUUUUUGUUCUGGAAAGAAUUGGCAUGAAGCAGAUUGGAGUGUGUCUCUCUUCAUGUCCAAGUGGAUAUUAUGGAAUUCGAUAUCCAGAUAUAAAUAAGUGUACAAAAUGCAAAGCUGACUGUGAUACCUGUUUCAACAAAAAUUUCUGCACAAAGUGUAAAAAUGGAUUUUACUUACACCUCGGGAAGUGCCUUGACAAUUGCCCAGAAGGGUUGGAAGCCAACAACCAUACCAUGGAGUGCGUCAGCAUUGCGCACUGCGAGGCCAGUGAGUGGGGCCCGUGGAGUCCAUGCACAAAGAAAGGAAAAACAUGUGGCUUCAAAAGAGGAACUGAAACCCGGGUCCGAGAAAUAACACAGCAUCCAUCAACAAAGGGUAACCUGUGUCCCCCUACCAGUGAGACAAGAAAGUGUACAGUGCAAAGAAAGAAGUGUCAGAAGGGAGAACGAGUUGUUUCCUCCAUGGAAGUCAUGAAUCCCUUAAAGUCAUCCAUGAGGAUUGGAAUCUACCUCUUCCAAACUCCCAUUAAUGUUGAUAUUUUGACCUCUUCCCAUGAAUUACAAAUGUUCUUACUGGCAUCUAGAAUGGAAAAAAAGGAAGGGAGAGAAAAAGGAAAAAAAUUAAUAAAGAAGAAAAUAAGGACGCAAUACCUGAUAGCAAAGGUCUGGAACCUAGCAGAGAAACUCCAGAACAACAAGAAAACAAAGACAAACAGCAGCAGAAGAAGCGGAAGGUCCAAGAUAAACAACAGAAAUCGGUAUCAGUCAGCACUGUACACUAGAGGGUCCCAUGAGAUUUUUAUAGACUCAUGAUGCUGCUAUCUCAACCAGAUGCCCAGGACAGGUGCUCUAGCCAUUAGGACCACAAAUGGACAACGCAUCAGCUACUGCUCAGUCUAAACAACAUUCCGAAUAGUUGCUAUAUUCUUCAUACAAGCAUAGUUAACAACAAAGAGCCAAAAGUUCAAAGAAGGGAUGCUUUCAAAUGGCUAUCUUACAUGCUUCUGUGCAUUUUUAAGAGACAAUAGAUUUUGUACAUAACUUUCAAUAGGCAGGAAGAUAUAACAGCAUAAGGAUGACAUCUGGAGAAGCAACAUCAUUUCCCUAUAAAAAGGUUUUUUCAAGCUAUCACUUUAAGAAGCAAAAGAUAGUUUUGCAAAUUCAAAGAUGUAGUGUCCCUUCAAAACAAAGGAGAGAUGUGGGGAGAGAAAUGUCUUUCAAAGGACAGUGUUUUUUGUCCACAAGAUCUAGAAAGUGCUCAGAUGUUAGGGCCCGGCAUUUGGAAUCCUAGGAAUUACCGCCACAGAAACAACUGUUUUAAGAUUGGUUCUUUUGCCCUCAUCCUGUCCUUCAGCAAGAAGCAUGAGAGUUACAUACACCAGAUGGGAUUGGAGAAAAGCAAAAUGUGGAAGAAAGCAUAGAGCUGGAGAUAAUUUUUGUGCUGUACAAAAACUGUGAAGGGUUGUGAUUACCUGGAACAGGUCUCCAAUCUAUAUCAGCACUGUGAGGUCCAGCCUCUACUACCUUGGGUUAUAUAAGUCUGUAAACAUGUACCUGUAACUUACUUCCAGAAACAAAAGCAUACUUAUUAGAAGAAAACUUUAAUGUCAUAGAAAACAAAAACUAGAGCAAGGAGAAAAUAACAUGUUUGCAAAGCAAAGAGUUUUCUUUCUCAACUGAGGGAAAAACAAUUUUGUUACCUGCUUAAUGGUCCAUCUGGAACUAAAAGGGAUACUACUUUCUAAUAAGGUGUAUCUAGUAGGGGGGAAAGCCACCACAAUAAAUAUAUUUGUUGAUAGUUUUUAAAA